AUGAGCGACAGGGAUGAUGAUAUGACGCCCCAGCGAAAACGCAUCGCGGUGGCAUGUGGGCGCUGUCGAAAGAGGAAGAUUCGCUGCAGCGGCGAUACAGGUAAUGGAGGGCCAUGCACCAACUGCAAAAAUGCUGGCUAUGAACCGUGCCAGUUUCUCAGGCUAUGGCUUACACUAUCGAUCAAGGUGGCGUCGCAGGAGACAUCCUUGAAUGGCGGCGACUCGAACUUCACGUACAGCCUCGAUGCAUCUCGACAGUAUCAGGCACGAGGAAGCUCUGCCAUAUCAUCUGUAUCUUCAACGGCCCCAUCCUACACAGAUGGACUACCCGCCUACAACGCUGAUGCCUUUGUCUACCGCAACCCUGCCAACUUUGGGUAUGGUACAAAGUCCUACUGUCCUGUUUCCUGGAAUGGAAUUCCGGACGAACAGAGCUACAGCACCUAUGGCUUGUACCCACAAGCUUACUCCCCAGUGCACGACUCAGCCUACGGUAUGAGCUAUAGGAUCGCCUCUGGAAACCCUGGCAAGUCGGCACUCUGCGUGGACACGGAGCCCAACUAUGCAUUUACCGGCGGGAACACCAUGACAAACCUGGUACACCGACCAGCUCAGGUAACGACCGACUCGACCAACGUUCCCUACCAGAAUCUGGUACCUGAUUCCAAGAACGUGGCCUUUCAGAACAUGGCAGCGGGCGUCAGCGUAGGCGAGAGGGUACUACCCACGCCAGUGGCUCGGUCUUCAAUGUCCAGCUCGAUAGGAUCGUCGUACAAGAACGAUUCGGACAGCUCUAUCUACAGCAGCAGCAGCAGCAAGUCAUCGCAGGACUCCACCUCGGAGACGUCGCCUGUGAGCUCUACUUCCGAGACCCUCUCAAGUUACACGAGUUACGAGCCCUCAAGCAUGGCCUCCACCUCGAGCUGCCUGCCCUCGUAUCCUCCCAUUACCCUCGCUUCCCAGUGCGGCCGCUCGAGCAACGAUCUCUACUCGCAUACAAGCUCUUCGGAUGCAGCUCUGUUUGCGCCGGCCGACUCGAUGCGUCAAGGCCCUCCUGACAUGACGUACCGCUACACGGACACGACGAGUGGAGUAACAGCUGCGGCGGUUGCUUCGGUCAGUGGUCGUCGUGAUCUGCCCCAUCUCAACGGCAGCGGCAUAGGUUCCUUUUCACUUGGCCACGCUGCGGCGUCUUACGUCCCUCACCAAGGUGCAGGCUACAUGCUGCCCACUGGUGGUGAGAUUGGAGCAGAUGCAGCGACAGAUCACUACCGCAAGAGUGCGGGGUCGCUUUGA
Messenger RNA from Fusarium graminearum PH-1, 1296 nucleotides. RefSeq lists its product as uncharacterized. Lineage: Eukaryota; Fungi; Ascomycota; Sordariomycetes; Hypocreales; Nectriaceae. The coding region runs from base 1 to 1296 and encodes 431 amino acids. The transcript has 3 exons. Gene Ontology annotation, molecular function: DNA-binding transcription factor activity, RNA polymerase II-specific; zinc ion binding. Gene Ontology annotation, biological process: regulation of DNA-templated transcription. The record is from RefSeq and is a predicted model, not a curated record.